Molecule: messenger RNA, 4217 nt
Organism: Drosophila subpulchrella
Lineage: Eukaryota; Metazoa; Arthropoda; Insecta; Diptera; Drosophilidae
Gene: toy
Product: paired box protein Pax-6
Exons: 9
Coding region: 513-2144 (543 amino acids)
Biological process (GO): anatomical structure development; regulation of transcription by RNA polymerase II
Molecular function (GO): DNA-binding transcription factor activity, RNA polymerase II-specific; RNA polymerase II cis-regulatory region sequence-specific DNA binding
Source: RefSeq, a predicted model, not a curated record
AAGAAAUUUUUGUUCAAAGUAAAACCGAUAGCUACGUCACGAUUUGAUCAUUUCGAAUGCAAAUUAUUCUCAGAUUAAUAAACUAGGUCGCCAUUCGUGGCGCUGCCGCCGGGCUGCGGAUCCGUACCUUCGGCGGAUGCUAUCAGGACCAUAAUGAUGAAUACUAUCUAUGGUGCACUAGUUAAAAUACCCUGUUCCAAAGAGCGCGGCCAGAACUAAAUGUCAAAGUGAAAACUAAAGAACUGGAAAAGCAGUACAAAGUGAGGAAAUACCAAAAAGCCCGCCGAAAUAUGUAACAACAAAUCGAAUUAAAGUGAUAGUCUAGAGUUCGAUUACCAUGUAAAGAUACCAUCUACGUGUACAAGUAAAAAGUUGACAACGAAAUUCUCUUCAAACAGCAAUGAAAACGUCUAUAAUCGGGCUUGCGUCGUACCAAUUUUAAGCAUACACAUGCGAACACACCAAUCACCAUCGAAGUACUAUCCCCGCAAUCGUAUAAUAAAUAAUUAAUUAUGAUGCUAACAACCGAACACAUAAUGCACGGGCACCCCCACUCGUCAGUCGGGCAGAGUACCCUAUUUGGGUGCUCCACGGCGGGCCAUAGUGGCAUUAAUCAGCUGGGCGGCGUAUAUGUCAAUGGCCGGCCACUGCCCGACUCAACGCGUCAAAAAAUAGUCGAACUAGCUCACUCUGGGGCCCGUCCUUGUGAUAUUUCGAGAAUACUGCAAGUUUCCAACGGUUGCGUGAGCAAAAUUCUGGGCAGAUAUUAUGAAACAGGAUCAAUUAAACCUCGAGCGAUAGGUGGUUCAAAACCACGAGUAGCUACAACCCCGGUCGUACAAAAAAUUGCUGACUAUAAACGGGAAUGUCCCAGCAUAUUUGCGUGGGAAAUACGGGAUAGACUGCUGUCCGAACAAGUUUGCAAUAGUGAUAACAUUCCAAGUGUUUCAUCCAUUAACCGAGUCUUGCGCAACUUGGCCUCACAGAAGGAGCAGCAAGCGCAGCAACAAAACGAGUCUGUUUAUGAAAAGCUUCGCAUGUUCAAUGGCCAAACAGGAGGAUGGGCCUGGUAUCCAAGCAAUACAACGACGGCACAUUUGGCCCUACCGCCAGCAGCUUCGGUUGUGUCAACUCCAACAAAUUUAUCUGGACAAGUCAAUCGAGAGGAGGUUCAAAAAAGAGACUUACAAUAUUCAGCAGACGUUUCCCAUCCGAACUCUCAUGAUAGUACAUCGGAUGGCAAUUCUGAACAUAAUUCAUCUGGCGACGAGGACUCACAAAUGCGUUUGCGACUAAAAAGGAAGUUGCAACGAAAUCGGACUUCAUUUUCCAAUGAGCAAAUCGACAGUCUCGAAAAAGAAUUUGAACGAACGCACUAUCCGGAUGUUUUUGCGCGAGAAAGACUUGCAGAUAAAAUUGGUUUGCCAGAGGCACGUAUUCAGGUCUGGUUCUCAAACCGUCGAGCCAAAUGGCGUCGUGAAGAAAAGAUGAGAACUCAGAGACGGUCGGCCGAUAACGUGGGCGGCAGUGGUCGAGCCAGCACGACCAAUAAUCCUUCGGGGUCAGCUGUAAAUUCCACUGUAGCAACGUCGAAUAACUCAACACCCGGCAUUACCAGCUCAGCAAUCAACGUGUCGGAACGAGGGUCAUCGGCUAUAAUUAGCAAUAGCAUACCUGAGACACCGAAUGGGGCAACUGUUCUGGGUGGAGACGCUAAUGCUGCACACACCAGCUCUGAAAGUCCACCACUUCAGGCAGUCGCACCGCGGCUACCCUUGAACACUGGGUUUAACACCAUGUACUCAUCUAUCCCGCAACCGAUAGCAACAAUGGCUGAAAACUACAACUCAUCAUUAGGAUCGAUGACACCGUCGUGCUUACAGCAACGAGACGCCUAUCCUUACAUGUUUCAUGAUCCGUUAUCACUAGGAUCUCCCUAUGUACCACCACACCACCGAAACACAGCAUGCAAUCCUGCAGCUGCGCACCAACAGCCACCUCAGCAUGGUGUUUAUGCCAACGGUUCUCCAAUGCCAUCAUCAAAUACAGGGGUCAUUUCUGCAGGCGUUUCGGUGCCUGUCCAGAUUUCAACGCAAAAUGUAUCGGACCUUACGGGAAGUAACUACUGGCCACGACUCCAGUGAUCGUCAAUCUUUAAUUUGCCAUCAGAAAUUCUAUCAAAGGCAACAGCCGCUGCCAUCGCUGCCGCACAUGCAGUUGAGGAAAAGCAUCAGCACCAAAAAGCGCAUUCCGAUGUUACUAUGCAAACUACAAAUAGCAACAAUGUCCCACCUAGUUUGAGUAGUCAGAAAAUGUGCUGUUCAUCAAGAUAUUUAAGCAUGAACAUGGGGGCGGGGAAGGAUGUAGAUGUUGUCAUAGGCCAAGGUCUUUUAGUUCCCAUAUCACCACGUAUUCCAGGCAAAUCAGAAUCAUUUGGUAGUGCCAACGUUCGGGAUUUUUAAACAAUUUAAAGACCCAUACCGACCCGCGGCAACUAUUUUAAAUUAACUCUAUUUCAAAACGACAUUAAAUGCAAAAUCUUUUAAAUUAAUAUGAUUUUGUAUGGUUACUGUUGUUGCUGAGGAAAUCUUACACGCUUUUUAGUAAGUUAAAGCCAAUUUCGCAUCGAUUUCUCUUAAGCUUCUCUAAGUUUUCAGUUCCGUAUCUGCUGAGAGUUUUGUUAUAGCAUUUCUGCAUUGUUUCUAAGAUAAUAAAACGUAUAUGACACGCAAUAAAAAAUAUAUUUUAAAUAACUUUCUUUUCAUUAUUUAUGUCAAAACCAAUUUUUCUGACUAUCAGCAUAGUCUUGUCAAACCAACUGAAAAUUUUAUGUAUACAUAAUAAAUCGAAAGAGGGGACGUAAUACAUGGAGAAUUCUAAGCAAUAUUGCCAAAGAUACUAUGUCUUGGAAAUCAUAAUUGACCCUCCGCAUUUGCAAAAGAAAAAUAGCCAGUACUUGACAAAAAAUAUCUAAGUAGUCUUAAAUUUGAUACAUUUAUAUGGACGUGAAAAACGUUAUAAAUCGUUUGGGCGGAAGGCAAUCAAUAAGCCACGUUGCCAACAAAACCAUAUGCCCAAAACCGCGUAUCACCCUCCGCAUUUGCAAAAGAAAAAUACUGGUUUUCGUGUUUAUUUUUGAGGAAAAUAUCAUAUUGCCUAGAAUUUUCCAUAGAUUCCGUUUUGCUGUUUGCGUUUAAAGUGUUUUGCUAUAACGCCUUUAGAUACAGAAGUAUUUCACCAUAAUUGUGUUAAACCUUGAAAACCACAUUUCCUUUUAAUUUUCACUCGUGCGGGGCAAAUAAAUGCCACAAGUCCCCUAGUGGAUCGACACAUAAAUUUAGCCCAUACUUAAAACUUUCGUCGAUAACCUAAUAGCGGAGGUGUACACAAAAUUUCAGAGGAAAAAUUUCAGGAAGUAAACAUUUAAGUCAGUUUUUCAAUGUGUUAGGUUUUAUGGUUUAGGAAAGCAUAUUGAAGUCGGAAAUCGACUUUAACUCUUUUAUAAUAUUUUGCAUUGAACUAUCAUAUCAUAUAGCUGCCAUAGGAACUACAGGGUUAUUUAUAUACAAAUCUUCCGAACAUAACGUUUUUGUAAUAUGCGAAUUAUAUUAAUUGCAUGUUGUAGUUUAAGCUACAAGGGUUAGCUUCCUUUCUUGUAAAUAAACAAUAAUAAAUAAGUAAUAUAUAUAAAUAUUUUUGACACGUUUAAUAAAAAUAAAAAAACAAGAAAGAAAGGUAUCUUUGGCAAGCCGAAGUUUGUAUACCCUUGCAAGUCGACCCUGUGAGAGCAAUGUAUAUACAGAACUUUACGACUUUUAGAAAAUUACAAAUAAUUACAGAAAUAUCCAGAUAAUGUUACAUUUCAAUUUCAUAUUUUAGUGUUUUUGACAUUAAUUUUGCGAUCAUUCUUAUGGAUCUAUAUGAUAUAGUAGUCCGAUGUUUAUUAUCUUUUUCGCAAAUCUGAUAUAAUGAAAAAAUGCUAUAUACCGGAGUAGAAAAGAAUAUGAUCAAAAACAACAGAGCUAUAAAUAUUUUUCUAUUAUUUCCCAUUAUUUAUCCGAUCGUUCCGAUGGCAGUCAUAUAAUAUAGUUUUCCGGUUUUUUUUUAAAUUAAUUCUUUCUGAAAUAUUAAAAAAUGAUAUUCCUAGGAUUAUAAAAUAAUGUAAAAAAAAACACCAAAGCUAUAAUUAAACAAAUUCUGUUUCAUUAACAAGGAAG